UUGAAGAUCACAAUUCCCCAUCUCUCCCGUGCCUCACUCUCUCUCAAACCCUAGGCCGGCGAUUUCUGGGUGACGGCGCCGUGUCGUCCAUCGGGCCAGCAACGGCGGCUGCUCACGGCGGCGGAGAGGCGUCGGCAUCGAGCUGUCGCGGGUUAGCAGCGGUGAUGGUUGGCGGCAAAGAAGCAGUGGCCAGGUCAGGUCAGCCGGUGGCCGGCAAUGGAGCGCUCGACGACGACGAGUGGAAGGUGACUGCGAUUGCCUACUGGGGCGACGUUGUGAAGGAGGAUGAUGCGACGAUGCAUAAGAUGCCUAGCUACAAAUUUGAUCCUGAAUUCAAUGGUUUGGAGACGAAUUCAAAAGAGACUUGUGGUCACUGGAAAACACCUGCUCGGCGUGUGUGCAGUGAUAUUCAGGACAUGGGCAGAAGGUUUCUUGGUUGCCCAUAUGAGGACCAUAGAGCAUGUGGUUAUGUGAAAUGGUUGGACAAAGACUGGACUGAAAGGGCUAGAGUAGUUAUCACUGAUCUUGCAAGUGAGAAGAUGCAGCUACUGAAAAAGGAGAAAGAUAUGGAGAGAAAGAUCCAGAAGUUAGAAUUUGAGAAGAAGAUAAGGAAUAAGAUGCACAAGGAAGAACUUAAGAGGAGGGACAGGAAGGAGCUUUUUGUUGUUGUCAUGUAUGCAAUGGGUUUCAGAAUGUAAUCUCUGAGUGUACUGUCAGUUGUGCAGACUAGUCAAGUUUGGAAGUAAUGCAAUGCUCCUGUCUAGUUCAGUUAUAUUUGACAGCAAUUGACUUGCAUUUUGACAGAAAUAAACUGAGCUAUGAUCAUUACAUGAUCAUUUUGACAGAAACUUGCAUUUUGGCAUAAAUUUGUAUUCCGGCAGAAAUAAACAUGAU
Triticum urartu is the source of this 894-nucleotide messenger RNA. RefSeq lists its product as uncharacterized. The record is from RefSeq and is a predicted model, not a curated record. Lineage: Eukaryota; Viridiplantae; Streptophyta; Magnoliopsida; Poales; Poaceae.